GAUAUCAUAAAAUAAUUGAGAUUUGAGAUUGAUAUUUCAACAUCUUUCGGACAGCGCAUCAGGUCCCACACGUUUUGUACACUAAUCGCCACACACACACUCUCCUCACACAUACACACACUUGCUAUUUAACCAAGACAAGAGCCUCGGAUUGAUUGACUUACUACACAACACAAUCUUCAGAUCUGAACUCGAGAGUUUCAACGUGAGAUAUGGCGCAAAUUCUGCUUCAUGGAACUCUACAUGUCACUAUCUUUGAGGUGGAUCACCUAAAAGCUGGCAGUGGUGGUGGUUUUUUGGGGAAGCUUAAGGCAAACCUUGAGGAAGCUGUUGGGUUUGGCGAAGGAACUCCAAAAAUUUAUGCAUCUAUUGAUCUGGACAAGGCUAGAGUUGGACGAACCAGAAUGAUCGAAAAUGAACCAAAUAACCCGAAGUGGAACGAAUCUUUUCAUAUUUACUGCGGUCAUUCCACAACAAAUGUAAUUUUUACUGUUAAAGAUGACAACCCAAUUGGUGCAACUUUGAUCGGAAGAGCUUAUCUGCCAGUUGAGGAAAUUUUAGACGGGGAAGAAGUGGAUAGAUGGGUUGAGAUACUGGACGAGGACAAAAAUCCUAUUAGUGAAGGUUCCAAGAUCCAUGUGCAGUUACAGUUCUUUGACAUUUCUCAAGAUCGUAACUGGGCCCGUGGGGUUAAAAGCUCCAAGUUUCCAGGGGUUCCUUAUACCUUUUUUUCUCAGAGACCAGGUUGUCGAAUUUCUCUGUACCAAGAUGCCCAUGUGCCUGACAAUUUCGUGCCUAAGAUUCCUCUUUCUGGAGGUAAGUUUUAUGAGCCCCAUAGAUGUUGGGAGGAUAUCUUUGAUGCGAUAACCAAUGCAAAACACUUUAUCUACAUUACUGGCUGGUCUGUGUAUACUGAAUUCGCCCUAAUAAGGGACACAAGGAGGCCAAAGCCAGGAGGCGACAUAAUGCUUGGUGAGUUGCUAAAGAAAAAGGCAGAUGAAGGGGUGAGGGUUCUUAUGCUUGUCUGGGAUGACAGAACCUCGGUGGGUCAACUUAAGAAAGAUGGAUUGAUGGCUACGCAUGAUCAAGAAACUGAGGAGUACUUUCGAGAUUCUAAUGUGCAUUGUGUCCUAUGCCUUCGUAAUCCCGAUGAUAGCGGUGGCAUAAUACAAGGUUUAACAAUUUCUACUAUUUUCACUCAUCACCAGAAGAUAGUGGUGGUGGACAGUGAGAUGCCUACCCCAGGAUCAGAGAACAGAAGAGUUGUGAGUUUUGUGGGUGGCAUUGAUCUGUGUGAUGGGAGAUAUGAUACUCCUUUUCAUUCACUUUUUAGAACUUUGGAUACUGCACACCAUGAUGAUUUUCACCAACCCAACUUCGAAGGUGCUGCAAUCACUAAAGGUGGACCUAGGGAGCCUUGGCAUGAUAUUCAUUCACGUCUUGAAGGUCCAGUUGCUUGGGAUGUAUUGUUUAAUUUUGAGCAGAGAUGGAGAAAGCAAGGUGGGAAAGACAUACUUCUUAACUUGAGAGAGCUCCAAGAUAUCAUCAUACCUCCAUCUCCAGUGACAUUCCCUGAUGACGAUGAAACUUGGAAUGUUCAAUUAUUCAGGUCCAUUGAUGAGGGGGCUGCUUUUGGCUUUCCACAAACACCAGAAGAAGCAGCUAAAGCAGGUCUUGUCAGUGGGAAAGAAAAUAUCAUUGAUCGAAGUAUUCAGGAUGCUUAUAUUCAUGCCAUUCGGCGGGCAAAAAAUUUCAUCUAUAUUGAAAAUCAGUAUUUUCUUGGAAGCUCUUUUGGCUGGAAUUCAGAGGAUAUUAAAGACGAGGACAUCGGUGCUUUGCAUCUUAUACCGAAGGAGCUGUCACUGAAGAUUGUCAGUAAGAUUGAGGCUGGGGAGAGGUUCACUGUUUAUGUUGUGCUUCCAAUGUGGCCAGAAGGAAUUCCAGAGAGUGGGUCAGUUCAAGCUAUUCUGGACUGGCAAAGAAGGACAAUGGAGAUGAUGUACAAGGAUAUUAUUCAGGCUCUCCAGGCUAAAGGGAUUGAAGAGGACCCUAGAAAUUAUUUAACAUUUUUCUGUCUUGGUAAUCGUGAGGUGAAGAGGGAUGGUGAAUAUGAACCUUCAGAGCAGCCGGAUCCGGAUACAGAUUAUAGUAGAGCUCAAGAGUCUCGUCGCUUUAUGAUCUAUGUACAUGCUAAAAUGAUGAUAGUUGAUGAUGAGUACAUAAUUAUCGGGUCUGCCAAUAUCAACCAGAGAUCAAUGGAUGGCGCCAAGGAUUCUGAGAUAGCUAUGGGAGCGUAUCAACCACAUCACCUAGCAACGAGGGAGCCAGCAAGGGGUCAAAUUCAUGGAUUCCGAAUGUCUUUAUGGUAUGAGCACCUUGGUAUGCUUGAUGACCUCUUUGCGCAGCCUCACAAUGUUGAUUGUGUCCAUAAAGUGAAUACAGUGGCAGAUAAAUACUGGGAUCUCUACUCAAGUGAAACUCUGGAAAAGGACUUACCCGGACACUUGCUGAGAUACCCCAUAGGUGUUUCUAGUGAAGGUACUGUCACUGAGCUUCCAGGCAUGGAGUUUUUCCCAGACACCAAAGCACGCGUUCUUGGUGCCAAAUCCGAUUACCUGCCUCCCAUUCUUACUACAUAAUGGGUUCAGAUAAAACGGCAUGUUUAUAUCAAGUAAUAACCCUUAAACUCUACCUUAAUAACCAGGGUUCGUAGUCGAAUAAGCAUGCCUGUUUGUGCUAUAUCCGCAGAGAUCUUCUACAUUGCGGAAGCGGGCUUAUCAGGUUUUCAGGAGUCUGGUGUUCUUGUCUUAUGGUUAGCUGUUACAGUGUGCUACUAUAUGGUUGUGGCUGUGUACUGCUGCUUGUUAAGCUGAUAAACUUUCUAAGCUUGUUUUAUUUCUUAAUCGCUGACGACAUUAUAUAUUUGCAUCUAGUUUUUCA
Daucus carota subsp. sativus is the source of this 2940-nucleotide messenger RNA. Its product is annotated as phospholipase D alpha 1. The record is from RefSeq and is a predicted model, not a curated record. NCBI's taxonomy places the organism in Eukaryota, Viridiplantae, Streptophyta, Magnoliopsida, Apiales, Apiaceae. The coding region runs from base 213 to 2639 and encodes 808 amino acids. Gene Ontology annotation, biological process: phosphatidylcholine metabolic process; phospholipid catabolic process. Gene Ontology annotation, cellular component: plasma membrane. The transcript has 4 exons. Gene Ontology annotation, molecular function: calcium ion binding; D-type glycerophospholipase activity.